This is a messenger RNA of Durusdinium trenchii, 450 nucleotides long. The record is from the annotation of a GenBank genome assembly. Lineage: Eukaryota; Dinophyceae; Suessiales; Symbiodiniaceae.
AUGUCCCUGUUGCCAUGGCUGCCGUGGCUCUUGCUAGCAGCACGAGGGCAGCCAGGGCCGCAAGGGCAGGAGUUUCCCAAGGGACUGCUCGUCAUCGAGGGAGAUGCCGCGCAAUUUGUGGAUCGCCAUAUGGAGCCCCGCCAUGCUGUGGCCGUCGCCACUGUCCCAAAGGGCUCAAAGAGGCACGACCUCCUGGCAGAUUUGGCAGAAGACGAGGACUUGAGACACCUCCUUGCCAUUGGAGUGACCUUUGCGAAGGGCAGGACUUCUCUGAUGGUUCAGAGAUACCGCUAUGAUCGGCUACGGUAUGAGGGCAAGUGGACCAAAUCAGCGAUCUUCUCGUGGCUACAGGAGGUGGCCUAUCCACCUGUGAAUCACCUGCCACAGUUUGCUCCCACCAAGUUCCUGCCAGAUUCUGAGAGCAACACACAGGUAACUAGAGUGACCUGA